This is a messenger RNA of Xenopus laevis (African clawed frog), 11293 nucleotides long. RefSeq names its product WD repeat and FYVE domain-containing protein 3 (gene wdfy3.L). Lineage: Eukaryota; Metazoa; Chordata; Amphibia; Anura; Pipidae. Bases 524 to 11056 code for a protein of 3510 amino acids. The transcript has 66 exons. The record is from RefSeq and is a predicted model, not a curated record.
UAGAAAAAAUGGCCACCAGCAGCUGCUGGAACCAGCACCAACUCCUGACUUUUCGGGAUGGUCCUGCUGACCCGGCUGGUCAGCAUUAAUGAAAGGGGACGAGAGAAGGAAAGAGCAGCAACUAGCACAAUGGUGGUUUAGACAACUGGUCACUAGGUCACAGCGGCUGAAGCAUGGGUGCAGAGGCCCAUCUGUCUCAUCUUUCUAUAUGGUUUCUUGUCUGAAGUGACAUAUUGAAUUACUAUUUAUUGGGCAGCAAUUGUUUGGAAUAAGUGACGGCAACAUGUUUGGCUCGGGGCAGCAGUAGUAGGAGGAGGUGGAGGAAGAGUGCAGGCUGUGUGCAUUCCAGCUCUCUCUUUAUUCUGCAACCCUGCACAAUGAAGUGAAUACAGCUAAAAGACACGCUGACACUCUUUGUCAAAUGAUGAUGCUGCAAAUUUGGCUUGUGUCCUCUGGAUAAGAAGUAGUAUUUUUCUGGUCACAAUAUUUAAGGUAACGGGUUGGACUUGAAAAAACUUUAACCAUGAAUAUGGUGAAGAGGAUAAUGGGCCGACCUCGGCAGGAGGAAUGCAGUCCUCAGGAUAAUGCUCUUGGUUUGAUGCAUCUGAGACGUCUUUUCACUGAGCUUUGCCAUCCUGCCAGACACAUGACCCAGAAGGAGCAAGAAGAAAAGCUUUAUAUGAUGCUGCCUGUAUUCAUCAGGGUUUUUGGAAGUGCUCCAUCAAAUACAAUGACAGAGAAAUUCUCAGAUCUUUUGCAGUUUACAACACAGGUCUCCCGACUAAUGGUGACUGAGAUUCGAAGAAGAGCAUCUAAUAAAUCCACAGAGGCUGCCAGUCGAGCCAUAGUUCAGUUUCUGGAGAUCAACCACAGUGAGGAAACCAGCAGAGGUUGGAUGCUACUUACUGUUAUUAACUUGUUGGCAUCAUCUGGGCAGAAAACUGUGGACUGCAUGACAACCAUGUCUGUGCCUUCCACCCUUAUUAAAUGCCUUUACCUGUUUUUCGACCUUCCACAUUUGCCUGACAUACCUGGUGGAGCAGAGAAUGAAUUGCCUUUGGCAGAGCGAAGAGCCCUGCUUCAGAAAGUGUUUGUACAGAUUCUGGUCAAGUUGUGCCACUUUGUAUCUCCUGCUGAAGAGUUGGCUCAAAAGGAUGAUCUCCAACUUCUAUUCAGUGCAAUAACUUCCUGGUGCCCACCUUACAAUCUUCCCUGGAGGAAAAGUGCCGGGGAGGUGCUGAUGACUAUAUCACGGCAUGGACUUAGCCUGAAUGUAGUGAAGUACAUACAUGAAAAAGAAUGUCUGGCCACAUGUGUACAGAACAUGCAGCAGUCUAAUGACUUAUCCCCUUUGGAAAUUGUGGAGAUGUUUGCCGGCCUUUCCUGUUUUCUCAAAGACUCUAGUGAUGUUUCACAAACACUGCUGGAUGACUUCAGAACAUGCCAAGGAUAUGUCUUUCUUUCUGACCUUCUGUUGAGGCUAGAACAAGCUAAAGAGAAUGAAUCCAAAGAUGCUUUGAAGGACUUGGUUAACUUAAUUACUUCUUUAACAACAUAUGGAGUCAACGAAUUAAAACCAGCUGGUUUAACAACAGGGGCACCUUUUCUGCUACCAGGUUUUGUUGUCCCACAGCCCGCCGGAAAAGGUCUCAGUGUGAGGAACAUACAAUCAUUCUCUGUCCUUCAAAAUGCAUUUUUAAAGGCAAAAACCAGCUACCUUGCUCAUAUGAUUCUUGAUGCCAUCAUGAAUAUUUACAUGUCGGACAAUGCAAACUACUUUAUUUUGGAGUCGCAACACACAUUGUCCCAGUUUGCAGAAAAGAUUACCAAGCUGCCCGAUGUUCAAGUCAAAUAUUUUGAGAUGCUUGAGCUUGUUGUCUUCAGUUUAAACUAUAUACCAUGCAAAGAACUGAUUAGUGUGAGCAUCCUCCUGAAGUCCAACGCCUCUUUUUCCUGCAGCAUUUUUGCCACUAAAACGUUAUUAAAAUUCAUACGUCAUCACCAUAUUUUUAAAGAUGUAUUUAAGGAAGUCGGACUCUUGGAGGUUAUGGUUACUCUUUUGCACAAGUAUGCUGCUGUAUUGAAAGAUCCUGCUCAAGCAUAUAUUGAACAAGGUUGCACAACUGCAAACCAGUCAACAGAGGAGCAAAGGCAACUUGCCCUGGUCGUUAUGGAGACUUUAACGGUUCUUCUUCAUGGGUCAAAUACAAAUGCAGGGGUUUUUAGGGAAUUUGGAGGCGCCCGGUGUGUGCACAACAUAGUGAAAUAUCCACAGUGCCGUGAAUAUGCACUCAUGGUAAUCCAGCAGCUCAUGUUGUCUCCAAGUGGGGAUGACGACAUGGGUACCCUCCUUGGACUAAUGCACUCAGCUCCUCCCACAGAACUGCAGCUGAAGACUGACAUAUUGCGGGCUCUCCUCAUAGUGUUAAGAGAAAGUCAUCGAACACGAACAGUUUUCAGGAAAGUUGGGGGGUUCGUGUACGUCACAUCACUUCUGGUUGCAAUGGAGAAGGCCCUUGGUUGUCCGCCAAGGAAUGGCUGGGAGAAGGUGAACGACAACCAAGUAUUUGAGCUACUGCAUACAGUUUUUUGUACCCUUACUGCAGCCAUGCGAUAUGAACCUGCAAACUCUAACUUCUUCAAGACUGAAAUUCAGUAUGAAAAACUAGCUGAUGCCAUUAGGCUGCUAGGCUGUUUCUUUGAAUCAAGAAAAAUCAGACCUUCUAAUAUUUUACCCUCCAACAAUCAACCAUUUCACAGUCUUUUAGAGGAUGAUAUCGCACAGAUGGAUUUUUUAUGCCCAAUGUUAAAGCACUGCAGCAAACUGUUUGUUUAUCUCUAUAAAGUAGCUACUGAUUCAUUUGACAGUCAUGCUGAGCAGAUUCCACCUUGCUUGACAAAUGAGACCACUCUACCUUCACCCUGGGGCACUCCAGCUGUAUCUAGGAAAAGACAUGCCUACCAUGCAGUCUCCACAUCAUCUCUGAAUGUUCCUAAAAACCUCAGUGAUAUGAAGCUUCAUUCUGGAACUUCUGCUCUCUUAGGCUCAGAUGCAGUCAUCAUACAUCCUGGUGCCAUGAUUUCUAUGCUCGAUCUACUGGCUUCAGUUGAUUCAGAUUCCCAACCAGAACAUGCCUUGGAUCUUCAGAUAGCAAUUGCAAACAUUUUGCAGUCAUUGGUGCACACUGAAAGAAACCAGCAAGUCAUGUGUGAGGCCGGGCUACAUGCACGCCUGUUACACAGAUGUAGUGCUGCUUUGGCAGAUGAGGAUCAUCCACUUCACCCUCCCCUUCAGAGAAUGUUUGAAAGACUUGCUUCUCAAGCCCUGGAGCCUAUGGUGCUGAGGGAAUUUCUACGCCUGGGAGACCCACUAAACUGCGCCGCCUGGGACAAACGGCUGCUGAAACAGUAUAGAACACAUAAGCCCAGUUCUUUGAGUUAUGAGCCAGAAAUGAGAAGUAGCAUGAUCAUGUCAACAGAAGGUAAUGGUUCUGACAGUGUUUUCUGUGUGAGUGAAGAUAACCAUUAUAGGAUAAACCGGAGCUUGGUAAAGUCAGCAGAAGGAAGUACAGUGCCCCUUACAAGGGUGAAGUGCCUAGUUUCUAUGACAACGCCACAUGACAUAAGGCUUCACGGAUCAUCGGUGACUCCAGCCUUUGUUGAAUUUGACACAUCUUUAGAAGGGUUUGGUUGUCUCUUCCUGCCAAGUUUAGCGCCACAUAAUGCACCUACAAGUAAUGCAGUCACCACAGGUCUUAUCGAUGGAGCUGUCCUAAGUGGAAUAGGGACAGGAGAACGCCUGUUCCCACCACCAUCUGGGUUAACAUACUCUACCUGGUUUUGUAUUGAGCAUUUAAGCAGCCCACCGAACAACCAUCCUGUCCGACUUCUGACUAUAGUUAGACGUGCCAAUUCUUCAGAACAGCACUUUGUCUGUCUUAACAUUGUCCUCUCUGCUAAAGACAAGUCAUUGAUUGUCUCCACCAAGGAAGAGCUUUUACAGAACUAUGUUGAUGACUUUAGUGAAGAAUCAUCUUUCUAUGAAAUCCUGCCAUGCUGUGCUCGAUUCCGCUGCAGUGAUCUGAUAAUGGAAGGGCAGUGGCAUCACCUGGUACUGGUUAUGAGUAAAGGCAUGCUGAAAAACAGCACAGCAGUACUUUAUAUAGAUGGACAACUUGUCAGCACAGUGAAGCUUCAUUAUGUGCAUAGUACCCCUGGAGGGUCUGGUUCAACUAACCCACCCAUGGUGAGUACGGUUUAUGCAUACAUUGGCACUCCACCAGCACAACGCCAGUUGUCCUGCCUGGUGUGGCGUCUGGGACCAUCUCACUUUUUGGAGGAAGUCUUGACUUCUGCUAGUGUUGGUAUCAUAUAUGAACUUGGACCAAAUUAUGUUGGAAGUUUUCAAGCAGUGUGUACACCAUGUAAAGACUCAAAAUCUGAAAUUGGCAGUCUAUCCCUUGUGUCACUUGUGCCAGAAGAGAAGGUUUCCUUUGGACUCUAUGCACUUUCAGUAUCUUCACUUACCAUUGCAAGGAUUCGAAAAGUUUAUAAUAAACUGGAUAGUAAAGCCAUUGCAAAACAGCUGUCCAUAUCAUCGCAUGAAAAUGCCACUCCAGUGAAACUGCUGCACAACUCAGCUGGACAUUUAAAUGGACCUGCUCGGACAAUAGGUGCUGCGCUCAUUGGCUAUUUGGGUGUAAGAACAUUUGUCCCAAAGCCAGUGGCCACCACAUUACAAUACAUAGGUGGUGCUGCUGCUAUACUUGGCUUAGUUGCAAUGGCUUCUGAUGUAGAAGGACUGUAUGCAGCUGUCAAGGCACUUGUUUGUGUUGUAAAGAGCAACCCACUGGCCAAUAAAGAAAUGGAGAGAAUCAAAGGUUAUCAGUUGUUAGCCAUGUUGCUGAAGAAGAAACGGGGCCUCCUGAACAGCCAUAUUCUGCAUCUGACCUUUUCCUUGGUGGGAACAGUUGAUAGUGGCCAUGAGACUUCUAUUAUUCCUAAUUCAACAGCUUUCCAGGACCUGCUUUGUGACUUUGAGGUCUGGCUACAUGCUCCGUAUGAACUACAUCUUUCACUAUUUGAGCAUUUUAUUGAGCUUCUUACAGAAUCAAGUGAAGCUGCCAAGAAUGCAAAACUGAUGAGAGAUUUCCAACUGAUCCCUAAGCUUCUGCUGACCCUGCGAGACAUGUCUCUUUCCCAGCCCACGCUUACAGCCAUUAGUAAUGUUUUGAGCUUUCUUCUCCAGGGCUUUCUGAACAGCAAUGAUUUGCUCAGGUUUGGUCAGUUUAUCUCAUCAACCUUGCCUACCUUUGCUGUAUGUGAGAAAUUUGUGGUUAUGGAAGUAAAUAAUGAAGAGAAACUAGAGCCAGGAGCAGAUGAUGAUUUUGGAGGACUUGUAUCUGCUAACCUGAUCAUUUUAAGGAACAGACUUUUAGAUGUGCUCCUUAAACUCUUGUAUACUUCCAAAGAAAAAAACGCUGUGAAUCUGCAAGCCUGUGAAGAGCUGAUAAAGAUUCUUGGUUUUGAUUGGGUCAUCAUGUUUAUGGAAGAGCACUUGCAUUCUACCACCGUCACUGCAGCCAUGAGGAUCCUUGUGGUGCUGCUUAGUAACCCAUCUAUUCUUCUUCGCUUUAAAGAAGGCGUAACUGGAGGAGGGUGGCUUGACCAAACAGAUUCUGUCUUGACCAAUAAGAUAGGCACUGUACUAGGGUUUAAUGUGGGAAGAAGUGCUGGCGGCAGAUCAACACUCAGGGAAAUUAAUCGUGAAGCUUGUCAUUUUCCUGGCUUCUCCAUUCUUCAGUCUCUUCUCCCUAAGCACACGAAUGUCCCUGCACUGUAUUUCCUGCUUAUGACACUUUUUCUGCAGCAGCCAGUCACUGAACUGCCUGAGAACUUACAGGUCAGUGCACCUGUCGUCAGCAGCCGAAGUAACCGUGGUUGCCAGUUUGACUUGGACUCGAUCUGGACUUUUAUCUUUGGGGUCCCAGUAUCCAGCGGAAAUGUCUUUUCUUCUAUCCACAAUGUUUGCACAGAGGCAGCCAUGCUCUUACUGGCCAUGCUCAGGACCAUGCUCAAUUCUCCCUGGCAAUCUGAGGAAGAAGGGUCCUGGUUACGGGAAUACCCUGUCACCUUGAUGCAGUUUUUUCGGUACCUGUACCACAAUGUUCCAGACCUUGCAUCAAUGUGGAUCAGCUCAGAGUUCCUGUGUGCACUUUCAGCAUCUGUAUUCACUUUUAAUAUACGGCCAUACUCAGAAAUGGUCACUGACCUUGAUGAUGAAGUGGGAUCUCCAGCUGAAGAAUUUAAGAACUUUGCUUCUGACACUGGCAUGAAUAGGAGCCAGUCAGAAUACUGCAACAUGGGAACUAAGACCUACCUAACCAAUCACCCAGCGAAGAAGUUUGUAUUUGACUUCAUGCGUGUUCUAGUAAUUGAGAAUUUGUGCCUGACCCCAGCUAGCAAGCAAACACCUCUGAUAGACCUGCUCUUAGAGGCCUCACCAGAAAGGUCAACAAGAGCUCAGCAGAAGGAGUUCCAAACUUACAUACUGGACAGUGUGAUGGAUCAUCUCUUAGCUGCGGAUGUCCUCUUAGGGGAAGAUGCCUCUUUACCUAUCACUACUGGGGGAAACUACCAUGUGCUGGUGAACAAUGUUUUUUAUUUUACUCAACGAGUUGUGGACAAACUUUGGCAAGGCAUGUUUAACAAAGAUUCCAAAAUACUAGUAGACUGCAUUAUUCAACUUAUAUCACAGUCAAAGCGACGGUCUCAGGGGUUGUCUCUUGAAACUAUUUAUAAUUGCUUGAAUCGGACCAUCUUGUACCAGUUUUCAAGAGCUCACAAAACUGUCGCUCAACAAGUGGCCCUUCUUGACUCACUGCGUGUUCUUACUGUAAAUAGAAACCUGAUUUUUGGCCCUGAGAAUCAUGACCAGGAAUUCGUCGCCUGCCUGGCACACUGCUUGAUAAACCUUCACAUGGGAAGUAACCCAGAUGGAUUUGGACUGGAAGCAGAAGCAAGGAUGACCACAUGGCACAUUAUGAUCGCAUCUGAUAUAGAGCAAGAUGGUGUCUACCAAGAUGUCAGUGAAGGGCGCCAGCUCCUUCUGAAAGCUGUUAACAGAGUUUGGAUAGAACUUAUUCACAGCAAGAAGCAAUUUUUGGAAGAUAUGUUUAAGGUGAACUUCCCAGUAAAUGAAAGGGGGCAUGUUGAUAUCACUACUGUAAGGCCUUUCAUUGAUGAAGCGACUUUAAGAUCUUGGCAAAAUCAUCUAGUUUAUGAGAAGAAGUGUAUCAGUAAAGGUGAAGCUUUGGUCCCUACCUCGCAGUCUAAGCUGUCACGUGUCAGCAGUGGUUUUGGCCUUUCUAAAUUAACUGGAUCUCGAAGGAACAGAAAAGAAAGUGGACUCAACAAACAUAAUCUAUCAGCCCAGGAAAUUUCCCAGUGGGUUUUUACUCACAUAGCAGUUGUACGGGACCUUGUGGACAUGCAGUAUAAGGAAUACCAGGAGCGGCAGCAGAAUGCUUUGAAGUACGUGACAGAAGAAUGGAACCAGAUUGAGUAUGAACUACUUCGUGAGAGAGGACUCUGGGGUCCUCCCAUUGGCUCUCAUUUAGAUAAGUGGAUGCUGGAAAUGACAGAAGGGCCAUGUAGGAUGAGAAAGAAGGUUGUCAGGAAUGAUAUGUUUUACAUCCACUACCCAUACAUCCCUGAAGCAGAACAUGAGACAAAUACAAUGAAGCCAGCUCGCUACCGCCGUGCAGUCAGUUAUGACAGUAAAGACUAUUACAUGCGUCUGAUGCCAGGGAACCCAGCUGUUUUCCAGGACAGUGUUGAAGAAAGCUCUGAUGGGGAAACAGCACAGAAUGAGCCAGAGCAUGGUGAAGAUACCAUUGCCAGAGUCAAAGGCCUAGUGAAAGCUCCUCUGAAGAGAUCCCGGUCUGCCCCAGACGGAGGAGAAGAUGAAAACCAGGAGAUGCUGCAAGACCAAUUAAGUGAAGGUUCUUCUGUGGAGGAGGAUGAGAAGAUGGACAGUACCACACUGCUCAGAUUGCUUGAGAAAGGAGAGAAGAUUCAGCACAUGUAUCGUUGUGCAAGGGUCCAAGGUCUGGACACUGGUGAAGGCCUCCUGCUCUUUGGCAAAGAACAUUUCUAUGUUGUUGAUGGAUUUACAAUGACUGUCACCAGAGAAAUCCGAGAUAUUGAAACACUACCUGUAAACAUGCAUGAACAAAUUAUUCCAUGUGGAGCAAGACAAGGCCCCAGCCAGCUGAAAAGAACCUGCAGUAUCUUUGCUUAUGAAGAUAUAAAGGAAGUUCAUAAAAGGAGAUACUUGUUACAGCCAAUUGCUGUGGAGGUGUUUUCUGGAGAUGGGCGGAAUUAUUUGCUGGCUUUUCAAAAAGGAGUCAGAAAUAAAGUCUAUCAAAGGUUCUUGGCUGUUGUUCCUUCCCUGACGGACAGUUCUGAAUCGGUGUCAGGGCAGCGUCCAAACACCAGUGUUGAACAAGGGUCGGGACUCCUUAGCACAUUAGUUGGAGAAAAAUCGGUAACACAAAGAUGGGAGAGAGGAGAAAUCAGUAAUUUUCAGUAUCUGAUGCACUUAAACACACUUGCAGGCAGAUCAUAUAAUGAUCUGAUGCAGUACCCGGUCUUUCCAUGGAUCCUGGCAGAUUAUGACUCUGAGGAACUUGAUUUGACCAGUCCUAAAACAUUUAGAAAUCUGGCUAAACCAAUGGGAGCUCAAACUGAAGACAGGCUUGCUCAGUACAAAAAGCGGUACAAGGAUUGGGAGGAUCCCAAUGGGGAGACACCAGCUUAUCAUUAUGGAACCCAUUACUCUUCAGCCAUGAUUGUUGCCUCUUACUUAGUCAGGAUGGAGCCAUUUACCCAGAUCUUUCUUAGACUUCAGGGUGGCCAUUUUGAUCUUGCUGACCGAAUGUUUCACAGUGUUCGUGAAGCAUGGUACUCUGCUUCCAAGCAUAACAUGGCUGACGUGAAGGAACUAAUUCCAGAAUUCUUUUACUUACCAGAAUUUCUGCUGAACUCCAAUAAUUUUGAUUUGGGAUGUAAACAAAAUGGCACAAAGCUGGGUGACGUAAUCCUUCCUCCAUGGGCCAAGGGAGACCCCCGAGAGUUAAUUCGUGUGCAUAGAGAGGCUCUGGAAUGUGACUAUGUCAGCUCCCACUUGCAUGAAUGGAUUGAUCUUAUCUUUGGAUACAAGCAGCAGGGUCCCACAGCUGUAGAAGCUGUCAAUGUCUUCCAUCAUCUUUUCUAUGAAGGGCAAGUGGACAUAUACAACAUAAAUGACCCACUCAAAGAAACAGCAACAAUAGGCUUCAUUAAUAACUUUGGUCAAAUACCAAAACAGUUAUUUAAAAAACCUCAUCCACCAAAGCGUGUUCGUAGCCGUAUAAAUGGAGAUCAGACAUCAAUGUCUUUACCCCUUGGGAUGGCAUGUGACAAGAUAUUUUUUCAUCAUUUGGACAAUCUAAGGCCUUCUUUAGUUCCUGUCAAAGAACUGAAGGAGCCAGUGGGGCAGAUUGUUUGUACUGAUAAAGGUAUUGUGGCUGUCGAACAAAACAAGGUCCUUAUUCCACCUGCUUGGAACAAGACUUUUGCAUGGGGCUAUGCAGAUCUUAGCUGCAGGCUGGGAACCUAUGAAUCUGAUAAGGCUGUAGUUGUAUAUGAAUGUUUGUCUGAAUGGGGACAGAUUUUGUGUGCCAUAUGUCCAAAUCCCAAAAUGGUUAUCACAGGUGGGACCAGCACUGUAAUCUGUGUAUGGGAAGUAGGGGCAUCAAAAGAAAAAGCGAAGUCCCUCAAUUUGAAACAGGCUUUAAUUGGCCAUACUGACACAGUGACCUGCUUGACUGCAUCUUUAGCCUAUCAUAUAGUUGUAAGUGGAUCACGUGACCGCACCUGCAUCAUCUGGGACCUAAACAAGCUUGCAUUUGUAACACAACUGAGGGGACACAGAGCCCCUGUGUCAGCUCUCUGUAUCAAUGAGUUAACGGGUGAUAUAGUGUCCUGUGCAGGCACAUACAUCCAUGUUUGGAGCAUUAAUGGGAAUCCUAUCGUCAGUGUGAAUACCUUCAUUGGAAGAAGCCAACAGAUCCUGUGUUGCUGCGUAUCUGAGAUGAACGAGUGGGAUACACAAAAUGUUAUUGUCACAGGCCAUUCAGACGGAGUUGUCCGUUUCUGGAGAAUGGAAUUUCUGCAAGUACCAGAGACACCAGCUCCAAAACCUGCAGACACUAUGGAAAUGCCCGAUGACUGCCAAGAUGAACAUUUAGGAGAGGAAGCCCAAGAUGAUGAAAGCAGCGAAUCUGAUGCUGAAGAUCAAAGUGCGAGUCAAGAUACAAAAACAAAAGAGUGCCAACCCCAGGGUAAGGACAGUCACCGACCGAGAGCAUCUUCUGCCAGGGCUGGUUUAACAGCUUGGUCAGGGGACAGCGGCUCUGAUGACUCCAAACGAUGGUCAGAUCAGCUAAGCUUGGAUGAAAAAGAUGGAUUUGUCUUUGUCAACUAUUCAGAGAACCAGAGUAAAGUUCAGUUAUCACUGAUUCAGAGUGGUGGUGGGCAGGCAUGCCAGACUGAUAUACGUCAUUACAACAAACUAAAAACUGGUUACAGGUGGGAGCGACAGCUGGUAUUCAGGAGCAAACUAACAAUGCACACGGCCUUUGAUCGAAAAGACAAUGCUCAUCCUGCAGAAGUCACUGCCCUUGGAAUUUCUAAGGAUCACAGUCGAAUAUUAAUAGGGGACAGCCGAGGCAGAGUGUUCAGUUGGUCUGUAAGUGAUCAGCCAGGGAGAUCUGCAGCAGAUCACUGGGUGAAGGAUGAAGGAAUGGAUAAUUGCUCAGGAUGUGCCGCGCGCUUCUCACUCACAGAGAGACGACACCACUGCAGGAACUGUGGGCAGCUUUUUUGCCAAAAGUGCAGCCGAUUCCAGUCCGAAAUCAAGCGUCUGAAAAUCUCUUCUCCAGUGCGUGUGUGUCAAAAUUGUUACUACAACUUGCAGCAUGAAUGUGGUACAGAAGAGGCAACAAGGAACUAGAAGUGUUUGUUUUUAUUGAGUAACAAGAGGAAUCCAUUUUAGUUCUGGAACAACAUACAGACUAUACACAUGUAGGCAUUUGAAAAAAUAUUCCAGUUUACAUGUUAUCUUUGUACUGUGUUAUGAGCACUGCAAGAAAAAAGGGAUCAUUUUGCACACUGAUUGCUUAUGGUUUUAUGCUAUGAAAAGACCACCCAAAAGGAUCCAGAAGAUCGUGUGUAUAUAUAUAUAUAUAUA